ACUGCCCUUGAGAUGUCGUCAAUUCUCUAUCACUGCUGUGAUCUUCUGAUAGGCAUUGCCACUGGAUGGAGUGACCAGAUACGCACCAACACCCAAGUACACAGACAAUUCAAGGCAAUGAUGGUGUCCAUUGGAAGACCUUCACAUGGUGAAAGUGCUGAUUUAUUAAUUAGCUAUGAUGCAGGGCCAGCUAUAGAUGGAAUCAACUCAAGAGCAUGGGUUGGAGGAUUAAUGUUCAUAUUCAUACCUUGCAUGCAGGAAUUUGAAUCCCCUGCAUGCAAGCUACUUGAUCAAGUUAAAGUAGUUGCCCACAAAGCACAGAUGGCGACCUACUACACUCUGAGAACGCUCUUGGAUCAGUGCAUGGAUGGUUCCAUUGCUUUACCUGCUGUUGUAUCUGAGAUUCCAGUUUGUCAGCAGAAGGAAGUACUGGUUUGAAAGGUACUUAGAAAUUUCUUUGAAUGUGGGCGUGUACUUUGCCACCCUGUUAUUGGGGAGCUAUCACCACGAAUGUUCCCAAACUUAGCAACGGCAGCAAAAUACUGGGCCAAAAGAAGGAAUCCGACAUUUUCUGGAUUUCAAGAUUUAAAUAACAAACACGUGAACUAA
This is a messenger RNA of Saimiri boliviensis boliviensis (Bolivian squirrel monkey), 609 nucleotides long. It is a transcript of the gene EBLN1, whose product is annotated as endogenous Bornavirus like nucleoprotein 1. The record is from RefSeq and is a predicted model, not a curated record. Lineage: Eukaryota; Metazoa; Chordata; Mammalia; Primates; Cebidae.